Molecule: messenger RNA, 1558 nt
Organism: Daucus carota subsp. sativus
Lineage: Eukaryota; Viridiplantae; Streptophyta; Magnoliopsida; Apiales; Apiaceae
Product: vacuolar protein sorting 38
Exons: 6
Coding region: 284-1348 (354 amino acids)
Biological process (GO): SNARE complex assembly
Cellular component (GO): endosome; lytic vacuole
Molecular function (GO): SNARE binding
Source: RefSeq, a predicted model, not a curated record
AUACUGGACUAGAUACAGUAAUGCGAAUACCUUUUAGCCUGACAAAGAAAAAUAAAAUACCAAUCAGCUUUGUUGUUGAAGCAGCAACAGUUAUUAGCCUAAAACCAUCGUCUCUGAAUAUUUAGAACCCUAAUUCUCCAUACCUGUAAUCAAUUGACUAUAUUAUUGAUCUCCUGUCCAGAUGAGAAGAUGAUGAAACCGUAAUUCCCCAAAUCAGGAAGAAAGACGAUGGUGAAGUGGAUUCACAAUGAUCUAUCACACCUCUUGCCGACAGUAGUUAGUUAUGGAGCCUUCUUCUUCGUCAUCGUCGUCUACAUCUUCUGAAAGUAAAAAACGAGAGGAGAAAGUUGAAGAAUGGGAGGAUUUUGAGCAAGCCCUAGCUCGGCUGUGGAGUUUAUCAUCUGCUCUUAAUCAAGCCAAUCUCCGCAAAUUGUCUUUGCAGGAUCAGUUACAAUCACACUUACAGGUAGAGGCAGAGACAUUAAAUCGAUCAAAUGAACUUGAUGAGAUGCGCGAACAAUUGGAAUCUCGCAAAUUAAUGAUGGGAAAUACCUCAAUGCAGUCAAAGGUUGUAAAAGAGAAAGUUAAGAUGCAAGAAGAACAACUUGGUGCUGAAAUAAAAUCACUUUUAGUUGCAGGAUCUGCUCUUUCUGUCGCUAGUAAGCAUCUGCAGGAGGCAAAUGUGUCAUUGGCUGGAGAAAGAGGUUGCAUACGUCUCAAGAACUUGAAAAAGUUGCUAAGACUGAGGCAACAGUACAUGGUAUCACAAGUAUCAUUAAUCUAUCCCGUCAAAGUUAUGGUGGGACAUACACGUGAUCAAGAACUUGAAUCAUUCACCUCCGGUAGUAAGUCUGGGGAUCCUUCUGGACUAAAGCCUCUCGACCAAGGAUCAUUAACUAUUUCAGGUCUUCAUCUCUCCUUGCUCCCUUUUACGAAGAUGAGCUUUUUCACUAAUAAGAAGGAGGUUCAAAGAUCUGCAACAGCCCUGGGAUAUGUUGCACAUGCUGUGUCGCUUUUAGCUUCCUAUUUAGAAGUUCCCUUGCGCUACUCUUUACGUUUGGGAGGUUCUCGAUCAUAUAUACGUGACUAUGCACCUUUCGUAGAGCCAACAACAGCUGAAUUGGCAUCAAGUUUACCAUCUCCUAUAAAUGCGAAGCCUAUUGAAUUUCCUCUUUUUUUAGAAGGGCAAGACACAACCAGAGCAGCUUAUGCUGUAUUCCUUUUAAAUAAGGAUCUAGAGCAGCUGUUAAAUUUUAUUGGUGUUCAGAGUUUAGGGCCGCGCCAUGUUCUCGCUAAUUUGAGGGAACUCCUGAAGACCAUCUUAUCUCCAGAAUAUAUUGACACAUAACUAAAGGUUCAAACAAUUUAUUGUAAGUUUUUGUAAAUUUACCUUUCUGUAUUCUUACAAACAAUGACAAGGGUGCUAAAUUUUUUUAAGCACCUAGGCAUAGUCUCUAGAGUUAUGAACACCAGUUGAUAAAUACUUUGUGUACUCCAACCUUUGUAACUUGAUCGACUACCUAAUUAAAGCAAGUCAUGUUGAGUCAUGAAUUGUUGA